Messenger RNA from Talaromyces proteolyticus, 1800 nucleotides. Its product is annotated as putative flavin-binding monooxygenase. NCBI's taxonomy places the organism in Eukaryota, Fungi, Ascomycota, Eurotiomycetes, Eurotiales, Trichocomaceae. Gene Ontology annotation, molecular function: N,N-dimethylaniline monooxygenase activity; NADP binding; flavin adenine dinucleotide binding. The transcript has 3 exons. Bases 1 to 1800 code for a protein of 599 amino acids. The record is from RefSeq and is a predicted model, not a curated record.
AUGUCACAAUUAGACACAGACAUCCUCAUCAUAGGCGCAGGCAUGUCCGGCCUGAACUUCGCCAUCCGCCUCCAACAACUCUACCCCCAUAGCUCCUAUCGCAUCGUCGAGUCCGCGUCUGAUCUUGGCGGUACCUGGUCUGUGAACACCUACCCAGGAUGUGGGUGCGACGUCGCAUCGCAUUUCUACUCUUUCUCUUUCGCCCUGAAACCGGACUGGACACAGAAAUUCGCACUGCAGCGGGAGAUCCUGGAGUAUUUCCGCGAUGUCGCCGAACGCUACGGUGUUACGAGACAUAUUGAAUACGAAUCAGCUGUUCAGAAGGCCACAUGGGAUGAGAACUAUGGGGUUUGGGUGGUCGAGAUCUUAGACAAAAAGACUGGUGUAUCUAGGCUAGUUAGGAGUAGAGUGGUGGUAUCUGCUGUCGGGGCAUUGUCGAUUCCAAAGAAAUGUGAAAUUCAGGGUGUAGCUGAGUUCAAAGGGAGACUAUUUCAUUCUGCGAGGUGGGAUCAUGACUUUGACUGGGCUAAUAAAGAGGUUGUUGUCAUUGGAAACGGUUGUAGUGCAACCCAAUUUGUCCCAAUUCUUUCUAAUGGUAGCACUAAAACAAACUACAUCGUUAUUCGCAAAGCCGCUAAAAAAGUCACUCAAUUCUCGCGUCAACCGCACUGGAUCGCCGAAAGGCCGAACCCGGUCUACUCAUCCCUUUUCAAAUGGAGCAUGCGAUAUAUCCCACUUGCCAUGCGUCUCUAUCGCUUCUGGCUGUACGCAGACAUGGAAAAGGAUUUCUUCGGGUUCUAUCUAUCUACUGGCGGCAAAAUCCGCAGAGAUCUAACAAACACACGGAUUGAAUAUAUGAAACGCACAGCGCCAGUGAAAUACCAUGCUGCAUUAACUCCGGCCACAGAGAUUGGAUGCAAACGCAAAGUCAAUGAUACGGAUUAUUUUGAUUGUUUGCAUAAUGAUAACAUGGAGCUUGUUUGGGAUGACCCCGUGACGACGAUCACGGAGACGGGUGUCAGGACGAAAUCCGGGAGGGAAUUAUAUGCAGACGCAAUAAUCUUGGCUAAUGGCUUCGAGACUCAGAAAGUUUUGUAUCCACUAAGCUCGGAGAUUAGAGGCGAGGGUGGUGUUAGCCUUGAUGAACACUGGGAUAAGCUCUCCAAUGGGCUCCCUCAAGCCUACUACGGCACCUGCGUCUCCUCCUUCCCCAACUUCUUCGUCAUGAUGGGUCCAAAUACAACGACUGGCCAUCUCUCCGUCAUCUACUCCACCGAAUGCCAAGUAAACUUCUGUCUCAGAGUCCUCAAACCCAUUCUCCAACGCCGAUCACCCCUCUUAUCACGGACCCCGCAACUGGACAGCGUCUGCGUUACACCCGAGGCUGAAAAGCGGGAUAAUGCAUGGAUUCAGAACCUUUCGAAAGAUCUCGUCUGGUCCUCCGGCUGCACGAGUUGGUACAUCGACAACAAGAGCGGGAGAAAUACGAUGCUAUAUCCGGAUUGGCAGUUUAAGUACUGGUGGCGCAGUGUUUUUGUGCCUACGAGUCGCGAUUUUGUGUAUAGGAGAAGUGUGAAGGAUGUUGGUGGCUCUGGCCCGGGAGAGAAAAGGAAUCGGCGUAGCUCGUGGAAUGGUGUGGUUGUUUUGGCUUCGGUCGUAGGGGCUGUGGGCUUGGGUACGGGGAUUGCGUUUGGAAGUGUCAAGAUUAGCGGUGAUAUUGAUGAUUUGUUGAAGGAUAUAUUGAGUGAGCUUAAGGGGGUGCGGGAGAGUGUUUUAGGUUCUUUGAAGAGUGUAUUAUAG